Molecule: messenger RNA, 459 nt
Organism: Rangifer tarandus platyrhynchus (Svalbard reindeer)
Lineage: Eukaryota; Metazoa; Chordata; Mammalia; Artiodactyla; Cervidae
Source: the annotation of a GenBank genome assembly
AUGGCCAGGACAGGGGAAGGGGAGCGAGAGCGCAGAGGAAGCGCCCAACUAGACCACUACCCCAGGAAGCCCAGCUACCGCCUCGUCGUGGCACUGAACAUCACCACCGUCCUGGAGCGCCGCUCUCCCGGGGUCGUGACGGUCUCCCUUUUCCCAGCGGCUGCCACCAACGCUGCCGGUCAAGGAGCUGUAGUUCGCUGUCAACCGGAGCCCCAUUCAUACGAGGGGGCGUCCGAGUCCAGGCUAGACUACACUGCCCAGAAUGGCGCGCGCCCGUACGUCAGGCUGCGACUGUGGCUUUGUGGCUCCUCUCAUCAAGAAGUCAAGUCCAUUUCUUCACCCUUGAAGCUGGACUUGGCAGGAGUCAGUUCUCUUGAUCACCGGGGCAUGGCUGACAUGACACUGGGAGAGCAAAGCACAGAAGCAUUUGCCUUUGGGGACUUGCUGAGCACCACAUGA